Thamnophis sirtalis is the source of this 906-nucleotide messenger RNA. Lineage: Eukaryota; Metazoa; Chordata; Lepidosauria; Squamata; Natricidae. The record is from RefSeq and is a predicted model, not a curated record.
AUGUUGGGCGCCAUGUUCCGGGGUCCCCAACCGGCCCUCCUGGACAGCUGCGGGAACUACUUCAUCGACCGUGAUGGCAAGACUUUCCGUCACAUCCUGAACUUCCUCCGGUUCGGCCGCCUGGACCUUCCGGAGGGCUACACCGAGCUCUCCCUGCUGCGGGCCGAAGCGGACUUCUACCAGAUCCGUCCGCUCCUGGAACAACUGCGGCGGGUCGAGGCAGAGCGAUGGCGCCAGAGGAGCAACGCGGUGCUCCAUGCCGAUGUGGAUGUGACCCAGCGCCGGCUGCAUUUCAACGUGCGCCGCGGACCCCAAAACUAUGAGCUCAGCUCUUGCAUCGUGGAGAUCUUCACCGCGAACGUCUUCUGCACCGACCGGCACUUCCUGGCUGUACUGCGUAGGCAUCUGGGCCGCCUUGAGUGUGUCAACGGGAAUUUGGACGAAGGGUCUUCUGACGGACAGCCGGACCCGUCACGGAAAGGAUCAGGUCUUCCCAAAACUCAGCCAACCCUCCGGGAAGGCGAAGGAAGGAAGAGGUGGUCUACUAAUGGCGACCGGAGAAUUUGUCCGGAUGACUCCUCGGACGAAGACACGGAGACGGAUGACGAGACGCCGGACGGUUCUCCGGGAAGGUCCCGCGUAGAAGCCACCACGUGCCACCAUCUGUGCUUGGAGUGGGCCCCGUGGCCGGCCGCACUGCCCGCCGCGGAGUACGCCAAACAGAAGUUCCGCCGGCUACGGGUGGACGGGCGAGAGAUCAGCUCCUCCAACCAAUUCCUGGAAGAGGUCCUGAAGGUGGCCUUGGCCCAAGGGUUCCGUGUGGAUUCGGUCUUCCCGGAUCCGGCUGAUAUCCUGAACGCUCGUUCUUUGCGUUUCGUACGACAGUGAAUCGCUCAGCCAAACGUU